Messenger RNA from Vitis riparia (riverbank grape), 390 nucleotides. RefSeq lists its product as uncharacterized. Lineage: Eukaryota; Viridiplantae; Streptophyta; Magnoliopsida; Vitales; Vitaceae. The coding region runs from base 1 to 390 and encodes 129 amino acids. The record is from RefSeq and is a predicted model, not a curated record. The transcript has a single exon.
AUGGAUUCAUCUUCUAUAUCUGCUAAUGUUAACAACAUUCUUGUGCUUAAUGGCACAAACUUCAAGAAAUGGAAGGAGCAUGUUAUAAUUGUGCUCGGGUGCAUGGAUUUGGACUAUGCAUUAAGAGAGGAUCGCCUUGCAGACCUUACUGGUGCUGGCACUGCUAAGCAAAGAGUUGCUAUAGAAAAAUGGGAGCGAUCCAAUCUCAUGAGUCUAAUGAUAAUGAAACACACAAUUCCAGAAGCUAUAAGGGGUGAAAUACUUGAGGAGUCCCAAGCCAAGACAUUCUUGGACCAGAUAGCAAAUCGUUUCGCUGCAAACGAAAAAUUCGAGACAACGCUAUUCUUAGUAAGCUUGUCUCCAUGUGGUACAAAGGGAAAAAGAAUAUAA